This is a messenger RNA of Ceratosolen solmsi marchali, 3323 nucleotides long. RefSeq names its product protein tyrosine phosphatase Meg (gene Ptpmeg). The coding region runs from base 243 to 3065 and encodes 940 amino acids. Gene Ontology annotation, molecular function: protein tyrosine phosphatase activity; protein binding. Gene Ontology annotation, biological process: protein dephosphorylation. The transcript has 15 exons. Lineage: Eukaryota; Metazoa; Arthropoda; Insecta; Hymenoptera; Agaonidae. Gene Ontology annotation, cellular component: cytoskeleton. The record is from RefSeq and is a predicted model, not a curated record.
UAUACUUAAGACUUAGGGUAGCAAUUUCAGCAUCUUAGUUUAGAAUCCACUUGAUGAACAUUGAAUAUGCAUUUAGUUGCUCUUUUAUGAUGUACGUCACUAAGGAGUUUUCUCCAUAUUGCCAAAACUAUUUUGAGAAUUCUCUGCUCCAUAUUACCUCUGCAUCAUUAGUGAAUACUUGCUGAACGGAUUAUAUAACAAGUUGGAUCACUGACCCCUGCAGGCCCAGUUGAUUCGAGACUAUGACAUCUACGGAAUGUGAUCAAAGUGUCAGUGAGGUGGUGCCGCGAAGGUGGCUAACUCGCCUUCGGUUUCUUGAGAUGAUCGAAAGUGUGUCACGUCGAGCGCUGAGUGGCUCCAGUGGGAGCUACCACGUUCGUGGUGCAGAACUGGCGCGAGAUAGAAGACUCAAGACCCUUUCAGCCACUGUUGUCUUUUUAGAUGACACCCAGCAUACUUUUCAACUAGAUGUGAGUGCGAUAGAAAAGUCAAUGUCAAAUACAUCUUACCAAUAUAAAAGGGCAAAAGGGCAAGCACUUUUGGAUCUAGUAUUUCAACACUUAGAGCUUAUAGAGAAAGAUUACUUUGGCUUACAAUAUGCUGAAAAUGGACAAGUCUCAACGUGUCCCAAUCUUGAUAUAAUGAGAUGGCUGGAUCCUUCGAAAUUAGUUAAAAAACAAAUGAGAAGCAAAGGAGGGCAAUUUUUUUUUAGGGUAAAAUUUUAUGUAUCGGAUCCAAGUAAAUUACAAGAAGAAUAUACAAGAUAUCAAUUUUAUUUGCAAAUAAGAAGAGACAUUUUACAAGGAAAACUUCAACUACCUCCGAGUACUGCUUGCCUUAUUGCAAGUUAUACCGUCCAAUCCGAACUUGGAGAUUAUCAUCCAGAAGAGCAUGGACCUGGAUAUCUUUCGCGUUUACAAUUAAUACCAGGACAAACCGAAGAAAUGGAGAGAAAAAUUUCAGAAUUACAUAAGCUGCAUAAAGGUCAACUGCCAGCUGAUGCUGAAUUUAAUUUUCUUGAUCAUGCCAAACGUCUUGACAUGUACGGAGUAGAAUUGCAUAAGGCAAGGGAUUCUGUAAACAAAGAGAUCCAGUUAGGUGUAACAUCUAUAGGAUUGGUUAUCUUCCAAAAUAACAUAAGAAUCAAUGUUUUUUCCUGGUCUAAAAUUGUGAAGAUCUCAUUCAAGCGUAAACAAUUUUUCAUUCAGCUGAGGAGAGAACAGUCCGAGAAUUAUGAUACAUUAUUAGGUUUCAAUAUGCAGACGUAUCGUAGUUCGAAAAAUCUGUGGAAAUCGUGCGUGGAGCACCAUACUUUCUUCAGGUUACAUAGUCCUAAGCUACGACCACGUCGGUUUCCACUGGCUCUUAGCAGUCGAUUCACGUACUCUGGUCGUACCGAAUUCCAAACAGUCGAAGAUGGAAAGCAUCGAGCCCGAGUGGAAAGGACUUUCAUCAGAUCACCUAGUAAAAAAUUGAUUCAUGGAAUUUUACCCGUGCCUAUGUCGGAUGAAAAGGGAAAGUUAUUAACUCCCGGCAGGCCACCCAGGACGUACGAUAAUAAGGUUCAGUCUUUAGGUCCGCGUGAACCUCGUCAAGCAUGGGGAGAAGGAAAUCAAAGUGACGACGAGGGAGGUUUUCUGUCACUUAGAGACGAAGUGACAGGGACGCAUACUCAGGGUACCGGUAGUGCUUUCUCACCAAUGUUAGGGUCUCGAGUCUUAAGCUACGCGGAUGAUGAUACAACGUUGGAAAGAAAUAUUUACGACAUCCCGGAUUACAGCGAGCCCACGAGUUCACCAGCUCCGCAAGCUUUGGAAGAAGGAUUGGUAACCAUACGAAUUACUCCAGACGAACAGGGUCGUUUUGGGUUUAAUGUCAAGGGCGGUUUGGACCUGGACAUGCCAAUAUUGGUAUCGCGCGUUGCACCCAAUACACCUGCCGAUCGUUGCUAUCCAAAACUAAACGAAGGCGACCAAGUUGUUUAUAUAAAUGGAAUCGACGUUAAUGGAAUGUUACACGAGCAUGUUGUAAAUUUAAUAAGACAAUCGCGUGAUUCUGGUACUGGCGAACUCACGUUGACCGUGAGACCUAAUGCACUGUAUAAUGCUCUAGCAGGUACUGAGGAAACCUUGGAAGAAGAGCCUCCUUACAGGUACGUGCCGGAUGUACCACAUACUGCAGUUGGUUCGGAUGCACUUGCACAAUCGAUGUUGCUACUCGCCGAUGGUUUGGCUAGCGGAGCAUUGAUUGCUCAAUACGAACAGCUUUAUAGGAAAAAUCCAGAGCUCUCUUCUUUAGAAUCAAAGAAAUCCGAAAAUCAAAACAAAAACAGAUACCGAGAUAUUUCUCCAUAUGACGUAACUAGAGUUAUUUUAAUGGGCUGUUCAAAUGGUGAUUACAUAAAUGCUAAUUACGUUAACAUGGAGAUUCCUGGCUCGGGGAUAAUAAAUCGAUAUAUAGCGACACAAGGUCCAUUAUCAACGACGAUUGCCGAUUUCUGGCAGAUGGUCUUGGAAGCUGGCAGCACACUCGUUGUAAUGUUGACAACGCUGGUGGAGCGUGGACGAGCAAAAUGCCAUCAAUAUUGGCCGGCUCUCAAGGAAAUACUUACAUUAAGAAAUCUUACGUUACUCUGUACCUCCGAGACCGUUGAAGAAACCUUUGUUUUUCGAGAAUUCGUUCUCACCGAUACCAAUACGGGCGAAGAGAGAGACAUAACGCACAUGCAAUAUUGUGCCUGGCCGGAUCACGGAGUACCAAGCGACUGGAGGCAAUUCACGACGUUUACCGAGCGAGUGAGAGCCGCCCGCACGGGGAUCGUCGAGCCCGCUGUCGUUCACUGCUCCGCGGGUAUCGGACGCACGGGGGUGCUUGUGCUUAUGGAAACCGCACUGUGCCUUAUCGAGGCCAAUCAGCCAGUGUAUCCCCUGGAUAUUGUACGAUCGAUGAGAGAUCAGCGGGCGAUGAUGAUACAAAAUGCUAGUCAAUACAGAUUUGUCUGUGAAGCAGUUCAUAAAGCAUAUACAGAGGGUAUAGUCAAGCCUCUACCAGAAUUCAGUAGAUGAGAUCAAGAUCACUAAGAUGAUUUCGCAUCCUCGUAACACGUUAUGGGCGACAUUUAUCAUUUUCAUUUAACUUAGGGACAAAUAAACAAAAAAAUUACGGAUUAGCGCUCUUGGUUUUAACGUAUCUCGACAAUAAAGUUUGUUGCGACUCUUUAGAUAUAAUAGAUAUUUAUUAUAAAAAAAAUUUUAGAAUUUUUGAAAUAUUACUAUAAGUAGCCUUAGAUAUUUUGUCUUUAUGCGUGAUACGUGAUAAAGUAU